UCGGGGCACUUCUGGUUUAUGGAACGCAUUAACUUCCUAUCGAACACACCGUGUGGACCGCAUACGCUUGCUGAUCAGUUCUGCAAUGCCAUCGGAGUGCUGCAACAGUGUGCCCCUCCAGCAUCGUUUAAUAACAUCCAAACGACAAUAAACAAGGAUCAGCCGCCCAACCCCACAGAAGAGUAUGCCCAGCUGUUUGCAGCUCUCAUUGCCCGGACAGCAAAAGACAUUGAUGUUCUUAUUGAUUCUCUGCCCAGCGAGGAAUCCACAGCAGCAUUACAGGCUGCCAGUCUGUACCAGCUAGAAGAGGAGAACCAUGCCGCUGCAGCUCGCCUGGAGGAGGUGGUCUACCGAGGGGACAUGUUGCUGGAAAAGAUCCAAUCUGCUCUGGCUGACAUCGCUCAGUCCCAACUGAAGACCCGAAGCUGCAUCCUCACUCAGCCACUUCCAGAGAGCUAA
Staurois parvus is the source of this 459-nucleotide messenger RNA. NCBI's taxonomy places the organism in Eukaryota, Metazoa, Chordata, Amphibia, Anura, Ranidae. The record is from the annotation of a GenBank genome assembly.